AUAAUAUAUAUAUAUAUUUAAAAUACUAGAAACUACUUUGCGCCCCCCGGAGUUAAUCAAUAACAGCUUCAAGAUUCUGCCCUUCGGUGCCAAUUUUCGUCUGGAGACGACACCAGCCGAAAUGCACAAGAUAACAGCCGCACCAGCUGCGGCCACAGCGCCAGCUGGAGCAUUGGAGGCACCGCUGGCAGCGCCCAAAUACGGCACACUCAUACCCAAUCGUAUCUUUGUGGGCGGCAUAAGUGGUGACACCACCGAGGCGGAUCUGACGCGCGUCUUCAGCGCCUACGGCACCGUGAAGAGCACAAAGAUCAUCGUGGAUCGCGCCGGUGUUAGCAAGGGCUACGGCUUUGUCACAUUCGAGACGGAGCAGGAGGCGCAAAGACUGCAGGCGGAUGGUGAGUGUGUGGUGUUGCGCGAUCGGAAGCUGAACAUCGCACCGGCCAUCAAAAAGCAGCCAAAUCCGCUGCAGUCGAUUGUGGCUACCAAUGGAGCCGUUUACUAUACCACCACGCCGCCGGCACCGAUUAGCAAUAUACCCAUGGAUCAGUUUGCAGCUGCCGUCUAUCCGCCAGUUACUGACUUUACAGCCGCUGGCGUGCCAGCCAUCUACCCACCUUCAGCCAUGCAAUAUCAGCCAUUCUAUCAGUACUACAGCGUGCCAAUGAAUGUACCCACCAUUUGGCCUCAGAAUUAUCAAGAAACUCAGCCACCGAUGCCGCAUCAUGCACCGCAGCACGGCGCUUGGGAGUUUGAUGAUGGCACCAACAACAACAACCGUAACAAUAGCAAAAGCAACAUCUCUGUGACCAAUUGGCGCAUGUCCAUGUAGUCGAAUUCAAUGCGGGUCACCCUCUAGUCUAACCGAAGAAAAUAUACCGUAUACACAUACACGCACAGCAACACAGCACCAGCAGCAGCAACUGGAAGAAUGAGAAAGAAAAAGGACAGUAAUUGAGAGCAAAUGCAAAAGAGCAAACGCAAACGUAAACGCAAGCGCAGUAGCAAAAGGAAAUACAAAAACGAAAGCUCACGCUGUUGUAGUUGUAUAGCGUCUGUAAAAGAUCAAGUGAAGAACGCUAGCGCGCAUGCGAGCAAGUGAGAUGGAUGCAGUGCGACGGCUGGUCAGGCGAUGCAUAAAUAUCAAACGAAGAAGAGAGGAACAGCAACAACUACAACAGCAAUGGCAACAAUAACCAAUAAGAAAAGAAUCAUUUAUGCAGCAUUGGUGGCGCUCACGACACACACACACAGACACGCAUACAUGCACACACUCAAAGACUCACUCACACACUUGCAAAUUAGUUUCAUAAUUUUUUCGUUUAUUUGUUUCCGAGUUCAAAUUGUUUCAUUGUUUCCCUGUAUUUUCGUUACUAUUGUUCUGUUUAUUUCGUUUCUAAUCCAGUGUUUCAAAUGGGCUGCAGUUACGUUGCAGCCGCAACAACUAAAAACAUCAACUAUAAAAACAAA
Molecule: messenger RNA, 1470 nt
Organism: Drosophila hydei
Lineage: Eukaryota; Metazoa; Arthropoda; Insecta; Diptera; Drosophilidae
Product: protein boule
Exons: 7
Coding region: 122-832 (236 amino acids)
Molecular function (GO): RNA binding; protein binding
Source: RefSeq, a predicted model, not a curated record